UCCUAAUCCGACUAAAUAUAAUCAGAAAUAUAUAAAUUUACGAGUCUGUUCGUAUUUGUCGGAAGCAGUUCAAAAUAGGAGUACGGGGAAAAAGACGUCACCAGCUAAAGAGCAACGGAACGCCAACUUUUAAAAUACUAUAAAAGGCUUUGUUUUCUUCACUCCACACCUUAUCGACAAAUAUUUUUUUCAAAGCAAUUAUUAAAGCAACGUUCAAAUCAACAUCAAAACAACAACAACAAACAAAAUGUUCUUUUAUUUAAUUCGACAAGAAGAGUUUAAAGACGGUUCUGGAACAAGAAAGUCUUCUUCAUUUCUGCGCUCGUCGACUACCAACAUUUUGCCAACUCUCUUUGCUUCUUUGGUUUUUUUGUUUCUUCUCGGGCAGGUUAAGGGUGAUGAUGGUGGUGAUGGAAUCCCUGUUGGGUUUUUCAAUCACACGCUGAAAGAUGGAAUGGUUACACUUUCUGAGGGAACCGUAGAAGUCAACGAGACCAAUCUGGAAUUGUUCACGAAUCAUUCUGGAGCAUGUGAAGUUACUUUUGAAGGCAAUUUCAUGUGA
Meloidogyne enterolobii is the source of this 562-nucleotide messenger RNA. The record is from the annotation of a GenBank genome assembly. Lineage: Eukaryota; Metazoa; Nematoda; Chromadorea; Rhabditida; Meloidogynidae.